Nothoprocta perdicaria is the source of this 1015-nucleotide messenger RNA. RefSeq names its product olfactory receptor 14A16-like. NCBI's taxonomy places the organism in Eukaryota, Metazoa, Chordata, Aves, Tinamiformes, Tinamidae. Gene Ontology annotation, biological process: G protein-coupled receptor signaling pathway. The annotation marks the transcript as partial. The record is from RefSeq and is a predicted model, not a curated record. The transcript is spliced from 2 exons. Gene Ontology annotation, cellular component: membrane. Gene Ontology annotation, molecular function: G protein-coupled receptor activity; olfactory receptor activity.
GAUCUCUUUUUGAAUGAAUGAACAAAAUAUUCAAAGAGACUAUGUUGCUCUCUUCUUCUCACCAUGAUAGAAAGCACAUUUGGAUGGGGAAUAUCACGCGUGUGACAGAGUUUGUUCUCGUGGGAUUUCCAAACYGCUAUGAAGUGGAGAUCAUCUUCUUUAUGCUGUUCCUGCUUGCUUAUUUAGUGACUGUUUUGGGAAAUGCUCUUAUCAUUGUGCUGGUCUAUAYUGACUGUCAUCUACAUUCUCCCAUGUAUUACUUCCUCAGUAAUUUGUCCUUCAUUGAGAUCUCCAUGACUUCCUCUGUUGUGCCAAAAAUGCUGGCAAACUUGCUGUCAGAGAAGAGGGCCAUUUCCUACUUAGGAUGUGCUGCCCAGGUCUUUUUCCUCUUUUUCCUCCUUUCAGCAGAGUGUUCUCUUCUCACUGUCAUGGCCUAUGACCGCUUUGCAGCCAUCUGCAGACCCCUGCACUACGAGAUCCUCAUGAGCAGCAGAGCUUGUGCCAAAAUGGCAGCAGCUGCCUGGGGCAGUGGUGUUCUCAAUGCUCUCCUGCACACUGCCAACACAUUUUCAAUACCACUCUGCCAAGGCAAUGUCAUGGAGAAGUUCUUCUGUGAAGUUCCCCAACUCCUCAAGCUCUCCUGCUCAGACUCCUACCUCAGGGAAGCUGCUGUUAUGGUAUUUACUCUUUGUUUAGUGGUUGGGUGCUUUGUUUUUGGUGUGUUGUCCUAUGUGCAGAUCUUCAGAGCUGUGCUGAGGAUCCCCUCUGAGCAGGGUCGACACAAAGUCUUCUCCAUGUGCCUCCCUCACCUGGCUGUAACCUCCCUUUCUCUCAGCACCAUCAUGAUUGCCUACCUCAAGCCCCCCUCCAUUUCCUCCCCAGCCCUGGAUCUAAGGGUGGCUGUUCUGUAUGCAGUUGUGCCUCGUUCCAUGAACCCCCUCAUCUACAGCUUGAGGAACAAGGAGCUCAAGGAUGCACUGAGAAAAUUGCUUCAGCGGGUACAAUGUCAGCACCA